Oreochromis niloticus (Nile tilapia) is the source of this 3269-nucleotide messenger RNA. RefSeq lists its product as uncharacterized. Bases 1806 to 3188 code for a protein of 460 amino acids. The record is from RefSeq and is a predicted model, not a curated record. Lineage: Eukaryota; Metazoa; Chordata; Actinopteri; Cichliformes; Cichlidae. The transcript has 2 exons.
UUGUGCAAACAAGCCUGCAUAACUUAAUAAAUAUAGAAUUUGAAAAGUAACAAAUGGUAUUGUGCUGCCCCUUUAAGGCAGGCAUGAUAAUUUGGGUGUGUGUUUUUUGUACCAGCAGACUUGCCGUAGUACCUCACCAGUGAAAAACAGUCCUUUAUCCAAACUGUUGUCUGUUCCACUUUUUGUUCACUUUUUCUUGCUGAGCCUGAGAGAGCACAUGCCUUUUUACAGUGCUUCAACAGUAAACAUCUAAAACGUAUCCGCUGACUCCUGGAUGUUUAUUGUGGACCUGUUAGCUAUCUGCCAAGCUAGAAACCAGCUUCACACCCUAGUGAGGGCAGAAUAGUAAAAAGGCAUCGUCCCAACACGGCUACCUACAAAAAAGUGGAUCUGCGUGGAAACACAGUUUCUUCUGUUUCUUCUAAGCUACAAUGGAUAGUAACGACAACACGCUUGAGACGCGGUCAAUAUGCUCCAACACCUCACGUGCCAGUCAGCGCUCUUCAGCCAGUGCCAUUGCAGCCAGGGCACGGGCAAAAGCAGAGGCUGCACGUGCUCAAGCACUAUUUGCACAAAAAGAGGCAGAUAUGUUAAAAGCACAAGCAUAUAUUGAGGAGGAACAACAAAAAGCAGCAGCUGAGGCUGCCAGGAAGAAAGCAGAGCUGCAAGCCAGUUUGCAUACCUUGAGACUUGAGAGCGUGGCUGCAGCUGCCAUUGCUGAAGCGAAUGUUCUUGAAGCAGCUGUUGAGAACGAAUUUGGGGAGUUAGAUCGGGUUAGCCUGAGAAAUGAAUACGUUGAGCAUAAUCCAAGUCCUGAACCUCACCAAGUCUCAGAGCUACCAGAACUCAUGCCAACUCUGAUGCACCAACUACCAGUCGACAGUGAUGAGAUCAGCAAAUACGACUUGCCUGUUCAGAGAACAUCCAAAUUGAGUCAAGAUGCCACUCCCUAUUACCCUCGUACUCAAAGCCCCUGCAGGACAGGGCCAUUCAAGCAAGAACAUUCACACAGCUUAAAUUCAUCCAAGGAUACGUACAGACACCAGACACAGUCACAUGAUAUGAGACAAUACAGUAGUAGCUACCAACCACCUCAGCCUCAUACAGGUGCUGCCAGAACUGACGAGCCCACUUCAUCAUCAACCACAGACCUGGCCAAGUAUCUAAUACGGCGAGAGAUGAUAAGCUCUGGGCUGUUAAGGUUCGACGAUCAGCCAGAAAACUAUUGGGCCUGGAAGCAAUCCUUCCACAGUUCUACAGAGGACUUAAAACUGACGUCAAGAGAGGAGCUUGAUCUGCUAUGUAAAUGGCUGGGACCAAAGUCAUCAGAGCAUGCUAAGAGGAUUCGAGCGGUCCACAUACACGAUGCAGCUGCAGGUGUAAGAAUGGUAUGGCAAAGGUUGGAAGACUGCUAUGGAUCGCCAGAAGCAAUUGAAGAAGCUCUCCUAAAGAAACUGGAUGAUUUUCCAAGAAUCUCAAAUCGAGAAAAUCAAAAGCUGAGAGAGCUGGGAGACAUUCUCUUGGAGCUUGAAGCCGCCAGAGCCAAUGGGUUCCUACCAGGCCUCAGUUACCUGGACACAUCUCGGGGCAUCACUCCAAUCGUUCAAAAGUUGCCAUACUCCCUGCAUGACAAGUGGAUCUCUCUAGCAUCUCGUUAAAAAGAAAGUCAUCAAGCGUCUUACCCACCCUUCUCCUUCUUCGCAAAGUUUGUUUGUGAUCAAGCCAAAACGCUCAAUGAUCCAAGCUUUGCCCCUCUUACAGGUGGUUGGAGGACAGGGAAGCCAGAACACCCCUUCAAAUCAAACAUGAAAAUACCCAUUUCUGUCAAAAAGACAGAAGUCUCCUCAAACUCUAAAAGCAUGCAAGCCAGCCCCUCAGGGAAGAGGAGGGCCGAACCAGAUGAACAAUGCCCACUUCAUAACAAACCACACCCCCUCAGAAACUGUCGUGGGUUUAGGAGUAAAUCUUUAGAGGAAAGGAGAGCUUAUCUUAAAGAGAAUAAUAUUUGCUUUAAGUGCUGCGCUUCAUUCACUCAUCUAGCAAAAGACUGCCACAAAAACGUUCAGUGCAGAGAGUGCAGGAGUGAGAACCACCCUACUGCGCUACACCCAGGGCUGGCCCCCUGGAUAUCAGAGACUCCUGUAACCACAAGAGAGCAAGGCGGGGAGCAAGGAGAAGAAGCUCCUCAAGCUGUCACAGCAAAAUGCACAGAUAUUUGUGGGACUACCGUCAGAGCAAAGUCGUGCUCCAAAAUCUGUCUUGUCAGAGUUUAUCCAGCUGGCCAGAGGGAGAAAGCUGUUAAGGCGUACGUUGUUUUCGACGAGCAAAGCAACAAGUCUUUGGCAAGAACAGAGUUUUUUGAGCUCUUUGGAGUUACAGAGGGCACGGCAGCAUACACCUUGAAGACCUGCUCAGGAGUUAUGGAAACAACAGGGCGCCAAGCUAACAAUUUCAUCAUGGAGUCAUUAGAUGGUAAGACUCACAUUCCACUCCCCACCUUAAUCGAAUGUGACAUGCUCCCUGAUGAUAAGUCUGAAAUCCCCACACCUGAGAUCGCCAGACAUUAUCCACAUUUCAAGCGGGUUGUGGAUAAAAUCCCGGCUAUAGAUCCAUCAGCAAGCAUCCUGAUCUUGCUCAGUCGAGAUGUACCACAGGCACACAAGGUUCGAGAGCGAUGCAAUGGGCCCCACGAUGCCCCCUACGCCCAGCGUCUCGACUUGGGAUGGGUGAUUGUGGGAGAGGUUUGUCUCGGAAGAGCUCACAAACCAGAGUUUGUAAACGUCUAUCGGUGCAAUGUGCUGAGUAACGGUCGUACAUCUCCGUUCGACCCUUGCACUAACAGUCUCCACAUCAAAGAGAAGCUUGACACUCCAGAGCAGCAUCGUCAGUUUCUAGGAGCUAACGCAUCCGAAAUCCUGUUUGAUGGGAAAGAUGGCCUUGGUAAAGGGGUCUUCCAGCAAACGCCACAUGACAACAAGCCUGCUAUGUCUGUGGAAGACAAACUCUUUCUGGAAAUAAUGGACAACGAGGUCUUCAUAGACGACUCGAAUAGUUGGGUGGCACCAGUACCCUUCAGGCAACCAAGGCGCAAACUCCCUAACAACCGAGCCCAAGCAGUCAAGCGUCUUUUGACACUACGGCACAUGCUGGAGAAGAAGCCAGACAUGAAAGAACACAUGAUAAGAUAAGAUAAGAUAAGAUGGCCUUUAUUAGUCCCACAGGUGGGAAAUUUGUUUUGUUACAGCAAAAGUGCAAAGUUAUGUAGCAGA